UUUCUGCCCAUGGACGAGUCUCACACUAUGCUAUGUGCGAAAAGAAAGUCAGUAGACAGUCCAACUCUGCAAGACGUUGUUUAUAAGUAACCAGGAAGGUUAUGGUAGGAGGAUGACUCGCCGCGAUUCAACCUAGACGUCUUGGGGAUCUUGCUGUGUCAACUGUCUGCUGCCUGCAGAGUGACGAGGGGGAGGACUGCGACUCGUCUUCCCGUACUAUCAUGAAGGAAUGGUGGCUUCAUGUGGGUUUGAUUUGCGUGCCACUGGUGGCAGUGUACCUGCACGUCCCAGCGCCUCAGCUGUCACCAGCACUGCAGAACUGGCGGGCGACUGGCGAUUAUUUCACCUUUCGGGACAGCAGUGUGUAUUACAGAGAGUCUUUUGGGGCUCGGGGAAGCUCUGAUGUUGUCAUACUUUUACACGGCUUUCCCACCUCCAGCCUUGACUGGUACAAGAUAUGGGAGCAUUUGAAUCAGCGGUUUAGCAGAGUGAUAGCACUAGACUUCUUGGGCUUCGGCUUUAGUGAUAAACCUAGGCCUCAUAGGUACUCCAUAUUCGAGCAGGCCAGCAUAGUCGAGGCACUGGUCUCUCACCUGGGCUUGGCCGAACACAAGAUCAACAUCCUGUCUCACGACUAUGGAGACACGGUGGCACUGGAGUUACUGUACAGGAGUGACCACAAUCGGACAGGACAUCUCCUGAUUAAAAGUCUAUGCCUCUCCAAUGGAGGGAUAUUUCCAGAAACCCAUCACCCAAGAUUCCUGCAGAAGGUGCUGAAGGACUCAGGCGUUCUAGGCCCUGUACUCACACGCCUCAUGAACUACUACCUCUUCGCCAGAGGCAUAGGGGAGGUGUUUGGGCCCUUCACCCAGCCCACAGAUACAGAGUUCUGGGACAUGUGGACAGUCAUCCGCUUCCAGGAUGGAAACCUCGUCAUGGACAGUAUUUUACAGUACAUUAACCAGAGGCUGAAGCACAGGGAGCGCUGGGUGGGGGCGCUCACCUCCACACUGGUCCCAGUCCACAUGAUCUACGGCCCUCUGGAUCCAGUGAACCCUCACCCCCAGUUCAUCCGACACUACCAGAAACUGGUGCAGAGAUCCACCAUAUCUGUCCUAGAUGAGCACAUCAGCCAUUAUCCACAGCUAGAGGACCCAACGGGCUUCACAAACGCCUAUUUCAACUUUAUUAACUCCUUCUGAGGACUGAGGAACAAACUUUUUUUUUUUUAAUUUACCAUCUCACCAGCGGGUUACCAUGAAGCCAGUAUGCCCUCUCACUUCUCAUCUGGGAAAGUGCUCGACUAUUCUCCUGCCUCUAAACCCCGACAGUCUCAAGGCACACAAACUUCUCUUGGUGACAAACUGGAUGAUUCAAGAGUUUACCAUUCGUCUUGUCAAUCCUGGUUUCAGAAAGCAAAGACCACAUUAUUGCCACUUUUUCCCCUUCCAAUACAGGUGGCUUCGGAGAGGCAGUCCAAACUCAAUGCGAUCAGCCCAUUCUGAGCAGUUUGGAUCAAAUGGCUGGGACGUUUUUUUCUCUCCACAAUCUGAAACUAGGAUUCACCUUUUUGAAUAUUAUGCAAUUGUUUGAGAAGUAGGCCAGCAGAGUGUUUUUAAAAACCGCAUGGCAUGAAUGCAAGAACCCGUCAGACUUGAGAGCUAGCGACUAGUCAGGCCGACUCGCAUGUGAGGUUCCCAAUGUUUUGAAUGAAGUGGGAGCAAAUGACUUGCCUUCAGUGUAUAGCCAGUGGAAUGUGGCUGUACAAGUGUACAUGUAAAAAUCUGUUCAUUUCUGAACAUCUUUUAUUAAAAUUGUUUUGUAAAAAAAA
This is a messenger RNA of Engraulis encrasicolus (European anchovy), 1831 nucleotides long. It is a transcript of the gene mest, whose product is annotated as mesoderm specific transcript. Gene Ontology annotation, cellular component: mitochondrion. The record is from RefSeq and is a predicted model, not a curated record. NCBI's taxonomy places the organism in Eukaryota, Metazoa, Chordata, Actinopteri, Clupeiformes, Engraulidae. The coding region runs from base 222 to 1202 and encodes 326 amino acids. Gene Ontology annotation, molecular function: monoacylglycerol lipase activity. Gene Ontology annotation, biological process: acylglycerol catabolic process. The transcript has 12 exons.